UACACACGAGAUUGUUUUGAUUUUUGGAUGAUGCUACUCGAAUUACUUACCAACAGAUUAUGCCAGCGUUUUGCACAACAGGGCAUUUGUCACCUUAUAUUAACUAGAAGCAGGGCUAAGGGAUAUCCACUGAAAAUAGCAUAGCUUGAUGUGUCAAACUUUUAUAGAAAAUGCUGUCAGGUAUCAAAAAGAGGAAGGCUCCUCAUCCGGCUGUGGCAGAAGCUAGGAAACAAAGCAACACCAAUGAUAACAGUGCCAGCAUGAAAGAGCUAGGAUCAGCUUCUACAUCAAACAUGUCAGAAACUCUGGACUCCUUUGACAAUGAGGUCGCCUUCUUUUCUGAUCUACAUACUGGUAGAAAUGGUGUUCCUCAGUCUCCUAGAGCCUCUUCAGUUUAUGGUCAAUAUCAUCUAAAUUUGGACAUAGAUGAUGCCAUUCCACAAACUGUUUCACCAAGAACAAGGAAUGUUUUGUCUAAAAACACUUUUGCAAGUCCACAGCAUCAUGGUAAUAAUGUUAAAUUGUUUGACAGUGGACCAUUUAAUGAUGUCAGAAUUCUUAAAGAUGCACAUAAACAUAAGCAUGGUCACAGUGUUAAUUUUCUUAAAGAAAGGGUCACACCAGAUCAGGAAAUAAAAGAUAUCAAUGCAGAUGAUAGUGAAAUGAGUUGUAAACAAUGUCAGGGUGUACAACUGGACACUAAAGCCAGGCAACUUCAAAAUGACCUACCAGUCUCUGCAUAUGUGGAGCACAAUGGCAAGCACUUGCCCCGACAUGUGCCAUACGGGUCCCAUGGUCAACAUCCCACUUGUAGACAGGCCCAUGAAGGCCAUUAUGUUGGUACAAAGCAGAUGAUUUCUUCUCCUAUAACUCCAACCCACAGUCAUAUACAUGUUCCUGAUAGUCAAACCUUGACGAUGGACAAUGGCCAUCCUUUUCCUGGUCUUUUGACCAACGCCAGAACUGACCAGCCAGUUUUAGAUUCUUGGGAGGUGAAACCAGUGCAUGCAUGGACUUUCACUGAUGUCACACAGUGGUGCUCAGCUUCUGAGUUUUCACAGUUUACACAGUUAUUUGAAGGCUGUGGUGUUGAUGGCAAGAUCCUCAUACAGAUUACCAUAGAAGACUUAGUUGAGUUAGGUGUUAGUGAUCCUACGUUAGGACAGAAAUUUUUGCAUGCCAUUCAAAAAUUGGUGGAGGAACAUCCUAACAAUUCCUGGGGGACUACAGAAGGGAAAAACAAAUGGCAGUUCAGUUUGAAUGAGAAUUUGUUGCUCAGUGAUGCCCAAAAGUCACAACCAACUACGAAAAAAAAUCUAGAAGGCAACAGUGGAAGCAAAAUGCCUCUCUUUGGUGCUGGCAGACGGGUAGUUUUAGGGCGAAAGCGUUCCAAUUCAGCAGAAAACCUGAGUUUUGAGAAUGAAAGACGAGCAAGAGAACAGAGAAGGAAGAGUGCUGGUGAUGUUCUCACUUCUGAUGCUAAACUACUAGCCCCGCUUCCAUUGUGGACUAAUGGAGACGUACUGAAGUGGAUGGACAGUGUGGGCUUACAGAAGUUCAGGGCUGUAUUCAAAGCAAAGAAUAUCACAGGCAAGGAAAUUACUGAAAUUAAUGCAGAUUAUUUGGAAACACUGAGCAUUCGUAGUUCAGUUGACAGAGAAAUGGUUCUCUCAAAACUUCAGAAACUCCAACAAGGUGCCAGAAGUCUUUCCUUUGACAACUUACAGGAGGCAUACUUGGCUGAAGAACAGAUAGAGGGCGCUGCUGUGGACAAAAAAAGUAGUGUCACAUUUUUGGCUCCUACAGUGGCACCAUCAGUAUUUAAGAGAAAGACUGCUAAGAUGCCUGGAGAAAGAAGGAAGAAAGGAGGGUUCUCGUGGCUCAAGGAAGCCAUCUCCCCUCUAAGGUUUGGGCAUAAACAAAAAGAAUUUGAUGUAAUACAACUGUGGCAUGACAUAACUAACUCAGGCGCUCCAGCUGCUGUAGCUAUGAGGGUUCAUGAAGCUGCUCCUUCUGUGGAUAUUGUGAGGAGAUUUUUAGAGCAGAAUGAUACAACGGAUGACCCAAAUCUCUUCUGUAUUGUUGAAAUGAAAAAUGGUGAAGAGAGUGAGCUAGGCAGGUAUGAGUGCCCUCUGGCAGUACAGAGACAGUGGUCUGUGGGGAUGCCACACCGAUUUGAACUGAAACAGAGAACAGGCAAACCUAUAAAGGUAAUCUGCAAGAUCACAGGACUAAAACCCAAAGGCAAAACAAUCAAUGUGUCCAACAUGUCCACAUGUGCAGAGGUACUGAUAGUGGCACUUAACAAAUACAACAUGAGACAUGUUGACCCAGGACUCUUUUGCUUGUUGGAAAUUGAUAAAGACACUGGUGAUGUGCAGUUAGUGGGAGAGACUGACAUUAUUGCAGAGUUAAAUACAGACUCCUUCAUAGUGUGUGACAAAGCCAACAUGGGGAUGCAGAUCCACUGUGGAGCCCCACCCAGCACAUAUACCUCCUCUUCAGGAGGUGUCAGCAGAAAUGAAUCCAUGCUGUCCAAGUCCUCUGGCAAGUCCUUUGCUUCUGGAGAGUCCAGUUUGGUGUCAUCUAGUUCCGAGAACAACAUGAAAUCUAAAUUGGAAAUGGAAAAGCUUCAGUCCUUAGAGGAAGAGAUGGCUCACAUUGAAGCUUCCAUUGAUGAUUACUCAAUUGAGAACAAAAAAGGCCUCAGAGAAGUAAAAAACAUCAGCAUAACCAGUGAAAACUUGGAGGUUGAGAGAGAGAGAGCGCUAUUUAGUGGGAGAAUGUUGCAGUUUACAGGAACGUGUCCAAUGUCUGCAGAGAGAGGUACAACUGCAGAAACUAUCCACGGAUACUUUGGUGGCAAAAUUUGUGUGAUUAGAAUGAUUUAUUUUCUAAAGGAGAAAGAUAAUUAAUAGAAAGAUAAUUGGGUAAAAGAUAUUAACAACAAAAAAAAAGCAGAUCAAUUUUUUUAAAUAAAAGAAACAAUCAGAGGUAAGCAAAUAUAUAUUUCAAAAAUGGUGGAAUCAAAUCAGAUAAUCAUCAUGGGCUAAAACAGUAAAAUUAGGAUAGUUGACCUCUCUUACCUUGUAGAUAGAGAACAGGGGUUGUGGUUAUGAUUUAAGCUUUAAUAAGAAAAUAUUAUGUCUGCAUGUAACCAUAUCUUCCAUAGUUAACACCACCUUUGUCUGCACCCUUCAGCUUUGCUUGAAUAAUUUUUGUACCUAAUUUUAUGCUGCUCAGUGUAAAACAUUUUGUUACCAAAUAGUUGCUUUUAAAGUAGUCUUAAUUAUUGUAUAAUUAAUGCAUUAUUUUGAUACUGUUAAGAUGUUAUUGUUUUAUGUAUCAUUUCAACAACAUAGUGGUUUGAUUUAUGUACAUAAGUUUGCUAUUAUGACAAUCAUGUUACAAAAGAAAGAAAAUUUAUAUAAAUAGAAAGCAGUAGAUGGAUGGAUUUAUUGUUUGAUGCUUCCUCAGUUUAAAAAUAUUUUAAGCUUAAUUAAUGAUUUUUAAGGUGCACUUAAACUUACUUGAUGUUGGUUUAUAUCAAAUAAGAGAUGUUUAUUGCUGUAUUUUCUUCCAAAUUUGCCUUUUUUGGGCAAAGUUGUAUGAACUUGCCAUUUUGAAUCUCAUUCGUCAUAUACAUGUAUUUGUUGUUUUUCUUUUGAUUUCUGCACUUUUGUGCACUUUUAUUUUUAUGUGAAAAGCUCAGAAAAAAAUUCAGACACUUUCUUACCAUUUUACACUUGUUAUUGUGAACUAGAUUAUAGAUGUUACAGUUUUGUUCAUCAAGUCACAUUUUUGUUUUAGUCCAGUAGAAAGCCUAUUCUUGUGUAUGGUUGAGGGUUGAUUUCCUUUUUUUCUUUAGAUUGAUUUGUUUUUACCUAAAUGUAUAUAUGUAAAGUUCAAAACCAGAGGAAAUAACCAUGAAUGUAGAGGCUAUUGCUAAAGCUUGGACUUAAAUACCCAAUAAAUUUUUUUUAUAUUAAAAAAGUGUUUCAUGCUUCAGCUUUCCCCCAUAAAACCAUUAUUAUUUUUAUAGAAUAUGGUGUCAGAAUUAAUAUUUUCCAUUUUAGUUUGCUACUAUAUCCAUACUGCGAUAUGCAUAACUAGAACAAAUGUCUGAUGUGUGUCACAUAUCAGGUAUAGUAGUUGUUUUAUACAUAAAUUGUUUUACACAGACCAGCUCAGCCCUGGUAUUAAUAAGAACUUUCUAGUCCUGGUUUAAUUUGUAUUACAUUGGUUGAUCAUAUUGUAAGUAUGAAUUUAUUUAAACAGACCUAUCCAGUUCUGGUUCGAUAAUUUCAUCAGGUGUCAAUACAAACUGAUUUUAAAGACCUGUGGACAGUUAACAAUGGUAUUCUUGGCCAGCGACAGGCCGCAGCGGUGUUUGAUAGGUUUCUUGUUGUUGCUGAGCUAAAAGGAGACGGACAAAGUGAUAUUUGCUACCGAGGUGAAGCAUAUAAAAACAGACCCAGAUUCGUUAAAUUUUUAAUACGUGUGGUUUUUUUCUACCUGUGUCUGAUAGCCUACAAUAAGUGCUGGUCAAGUUGGUCAGGCCAAAUGGGGUACAGGGCGAAGAAAGGUGUCAUCAGCUGAGAACCAGUGGAAAACAUUGAGAGAUCUAUUAGUGACUUUGAAAGACCAAGACCCUAUGGCGUUUUUGGUGUAUACACAGCCCUCAACUGGCAUCACGUGUUUGCCGGAGGAGGAGACACCACCUGCGCACAACAGAACUCCAAUCAACUCCCAGCUGUCAGUGGUAUCAGAGGAAGGGAGUAUUAUAGAAGAAAUGGAAGACCCAGACCAAGUGUCCCUGUCCGAUUCCUCUUCUGUUGAACCUCAGGAAGAGUGGUGCUAAUCAGAGGUUUAUAGUAAUAAUUCAUAAGAAAUUUAUUUUUGAAAGUGAAACAAUUGGUCCUUGACUCUAGAGUGUAUUUUCACUGUUUUUGCAGUUAACAAUAGCAAACUGGAUGAUAUGCAAUGUACUGCAUCAGAUAAAGUGUGUUUUAAAAGACGGUGGCGGUCGCCAGUUUGCACGAUUUUCACCUAGAACUUAAUGUGUAAGACGUAUUUGUGUGUGUGUGUGUGUGUGUGAGUGUUAUCGAGUUGCCUAAAUGGUAUGAUUUAAUAGCCUUCAAACCAAAGUCAUUCAAUUAAUUGAUUCAACUGCAUGUAUAAUGGCCGUUGUUUAUUCUAGUCUCGAUGUUUGCUGUUUGUUAUGUAGCGAUUAAAAAUGAGUUUCCCCAACGCUUAUUUUGGCAUUAAAUUAAGAAAAUAAUGAAAAUAUGAUGCUGCCGAAUUUCAUACGGUACGUUUUUCGUUAUUAUUAUUAUUCAAGUAAAUUUGAUUCAGCCUUUGGUGUGUUGUUUUUACU
Messenger RNA from Lingula anatina, 5377 nucleotides. RefSeq lists its product as uncharacterized. Lineage: Eukaryota; Metazoa; Brachiopoda; Lingulata; Lingulida; Lingulidae. The record is from RefSeq and is a predicted model, not a curated record. Gene Ontology annotation, biological process: signal transduction. Gene Ontology annotation, molecular function: protein binding.